Messenger RNA from Phytomonas sp. Hart1, 1636 nucleotides. The record is from the annotation of a GenBank genome assembly. NCBI's taxonomy places the organism in Eukaryota, Euglenozoa, Kinetoplastea, Trypanosomatida, Trypanosomatidae.
GCCAGUUUUCUUUGGUUUGUGAGAUAAUUUCCAGCCAAUCAAGGGCCACUGUGAUCCCAGGGUCACUUUGCUUUAGUUUCAUAUUUUUAAUGAGGACCAUGACAUAGAAAACACAAUUUCUGACAGGAGGGCCUGUAGGUCGCAUAAACUUUAUGAAUUCACUCUAGGCCAAGAUCAUUAUGGCUAUAGAUUAUUAGAGCCGCAGAUGGGGCUGUUGCAUAACACUCAAAUACUGGGCUCAUGAGUGGAUCAUGAUGAUCUCUUCUUCGACGCGUUCGCGGUUCUUAAGAAAAGGCUCCGGGAUGAAACACGCACCUAUAAUGUUUAUGAAGCUAUGAUGGAAUUAUCGUGGACACGAUGCUACGGGAAGCGAAGCGAACUAAAUGUACAAUUUCAUGUCGCACCUUCUGGGGCUUAUUCCUUUCGUCAUUCAAUGCGUAAGGUGUCAACUUUGUUAUGUCCAUGAGUGGUAACAAUGCUUCUUUACAACCCGAGUAAUUUUCAUCGUGCUACAGUAUUUGGGCGAGGAGCCUACACGCUAAUUCACAUGUAACUACCAUCUCUGCCAAAUGCACCUACGAUGUGCCUCGGUAUAAACCUGUGGUAACAGUAGUCACAAGAUUGCUACUGGCUCAAUACCGAUGGUGCAGUAAUGGACCUCACUAGAGCCAUGUAUAUUGCCAGCAUCAAGGAAACACUCUGUGAGAACAGGGUCCCAUAAGUGUUGAUCACGGCACCGAGUGAGACCGGAAAAAAACAGCCUCUUUUGUGAAUGCUAUAGCAACGAAGGACAUUCCAUAACCCAUACCUAUGAUACCCACAUCACUCCAGGCACAUGUCUUAGUUAUAAGAUGCAGUUUUGUAUUGUUAACUCCGCUGCGCAUUUGGCAAGUAUAGAAGUGUCAUGAAUACAUAUGCCCUCAAGCUUUCUAGGAUAAAUUUACUUCAUUAUGAUCCUUUUUUAUGUGGUAAGAUAAGUUUGAAAAAAAUUGUAAAGAAAUCAAGGUGCGUUACUACGUGGAUCCCUUUCCCAGGAAUCAUGCUACAAGGUGAAUUGCUUUGCGAAAGGCAAAGUCUGAAUUGUUCACGUCACAGGUGGGAUAUACACGCCGUACAGCAUCUACCCUGCGCCACAUGGGGGUGCAAAUCACAUAUGGUGUAUGUCUCUACUGCUGAGUAGCUUACAAUUAUGCACACACAGAACUUGGUAGUGGUGUGUGAGGGAGAAGGUUAGUGCAGGCUACCCUCGUCAGGUUGUCACUGUAUGUAUCUCAUGCUGAAGCGGCAGCGACAGCUAAUGACAGUUCGUGUGUUGUGACAAUAUCAUUAAGUCUUAUAUGGAGCCAUUAUAGUGUUAUUAAUGUAUCCUAGCAGCUUCUCAGCGGGUCGUAGUUGAGGUACUUUUACGCUUCUUGUGACUGAGGCUUGAGUUGGAGUUCACACGCUAAGGCAGUCAGGGCAGUUUGUUAAUAUCCCCCACAAAUUUACUGUAAAGACUGUGUGUAAGAUGAAGAUUGAGUCAAAUAGAGGUGAAUCAUACUUCCAUAAAUGACCUAGAAGUUAUGUGUACGCAUAAGUAUCAUAAACAAGGAUCCAUGAAUAGUAUUUUUGUGUAUGUAUGAUUACUUUAUAUAUA